This is a messenger RNA of Aphis gossypii (cotton aphid), 2704 nucleotides long. Its product is annotated as modular serine protease-like. Gene Ontology annotation, biological process: proteolysis. The coding region runs from base 135 to 2381 and encodes 748 amino acids. The transcript has 13 exons. The record is from RefSeq and is a predicted model, not a curated record. Gene Ontology annotation, molecular function: protein binding; serine-type endopeptidase activity. Lineage: Eukaryota; Metazoa; Arthropoda; Insecta; Hemiptera; Aphididae.
CAUCGUAUUGCGCAGUACCUACACUGGUAGAUGUUCAUCCGCAUAUACUCGUAUCCUAUAAAUAGUUUCAAAGAAACGGCAAUGAUAUUAGUAUGAAAUAAUAGCACGAUUAAUAUUUAUUGUUAGUAAUUAUAAUGGAGUUUGUGUCGUAUGGUCAUUGCCAAUGCUUUGUUUUACUGUAUAUUAUCGCGUCACUAAAAUACACAUAUACCGCAAUCGCUUCGGAAAAAUGUUGGUGGACGGGGUGCCAGUUGAGAACAUGGGCCGUGACUGGAUGCAAACAGUAUAAUCGAAUUGAGCAAAAUACCAAAAAUUGCUCAGGUGGUUUGGAGUAUUACUGCUGUCUGCCGAACAUCGACGUCCCACCUGCCAAUGACUGUUGGUGGACAGGGUGUCAGCCGAAUAGUUGGGCUGUCAAGGGUUGCCACAGCUACAACAGAACGGAAAGAAAUCGGACGGCGUGUGGGACGAAUGGCUUUAAAUACGAGUGCUGUGCUAAUCGUAACACCGCCAAUAGAAAACCCGACGACAAGUUUAGUUGUUCAAAUGGACUAAGCAUCGAGUCGUCUGCUAUUUGUGAUGGUCAUGCGGAUUGUUCAGAUGGUUCAGAUGAGACCAAUAAUUUGUGUGCUAGACAAACAUGUCAAAGUUAUGCAUAUCGAUGUAAAUAUGGAGCUUGUGUGCAUAAAAGUGCAAAAUGCAAUGGUAAAAACGAUUGUGUCGAUGGAUCCGACGAAGACUUACCUGAAUGUAAACAAUACUCUAUAAACAGUAAUAAAGAUACUAAUGAAUCAUCCAAUUGCCUCGAAUAUCAGUACAAAUGUAAAUCUGGCCAAUGCAUUGAUAGAAGAUUUACUUGUGAUGGAACUCAAAAUUGUAAGGAUGGAUCAGAUGAAACUACGAAGUUAUGUAAAAUGGUUCGGUGUCAAAAGUAUACAUUUCGAUGUAAUUAUGGGGCUUGUGUCAGUAAAGAGAGUAAAUGUGAUGGCGUAAGACAGUGUGCUGAUGGAUCUGAUGAAGAAAAAUGUGAUGAGAUUAAUUUAAACUCAAAACCGAUAACAUCAAUACCUGUGUAUAAUACAAUUCAAUCAACAACGCAGUCUAAUACAAGGAAUUUAUGCGUUUUACCGUUUGCCGAAGGGGUUAUAUAUUCGUAUCAUGAUUCAAAUAGAAGUUUACCUCCCGGGACAUUGAUUGACCAUCAUCGCGCUGUAAAAGAGAACUGCGAAGUUGGAUAUCAUAAUAAGGCUGCCGAUCAAAAUGUUUUUAGGGUUUGUCAGGAAAAUGGAAAAUGGAUAUCGAGUUUAGAGAAAUUAUGUUUCAAAAUGUGUCCUCCUCUAAUAUCUGAUAGUUUAGACAUUACAUGUAAUCUUAAUGGUGAGAAUACUAAUUGUUCAUCUCCGUCGAUACCUAAUACAAUAGCUAAACCAUCAUGUAAGCCAACACAUACUGUACCAAAUGGACAAGUAGAGACUCCAAUUGAUUUACUUUGCCAGUCCAAUGGAAAAUGGAAUAAUCAACUAUAUAGAUGUAUUCCAAAUUGCGGUAAACCAUAUACCAUGUCAAAACCAUUAAUUGCAAAUGGCAAAGAAGCAAAUUAUGGAACAGCCCCUUGGAAUGUCGGAAUAUAUCAAUUAAAUAAAAUAAAUUCCAAUUAUGACUUGAUAUGCGGAGGAUCAAUAAUUACUCCAAUUUUAGUAGUUUCUGCGGCUCAUUGUUUUAAGCAAAAAGAUGUACAAUCUAAUUUUACAAUAUCAAUAAAUGAUGGUCUAUACAAAAUUGCUGUUGGGAAAUACGAAAGAGAUUUUACAGUAAUUGACAAUCAAUUCACUCAAAUGAUGAAUGUUGAAAAAGUUUAUCUGAAUGAAUAUUAUCGUGGAGCAGAUGGGUAUUAUAAUAAUGAUAUAGCUGUUAUCGUGUUAGAAAACAGAAUUUCUAUUAGUAGUGCUGUUGCGCCAGUCUGUGUUGAUUGGGCUAAAAUACAUAAUAAUAAUAUACGGAAUGGAAUUGAAGGAAAGAUUGUUGGUUGGGGAGAAACGGAAAAAGGCAAACAAAGCUCUAAUUUAUUAGAAGCAUCUCUACCAUACAUCGAUCAUGAUUCUUGUCGAAGAAUGCAUAAUUAUAAGUUUGACAAAUUUAUAACUCCUGAUAAGUUUUGCGCUGGUAGUAACAGUACAUUAGGACAAGGAGUCAUGAGAGGAGAUAGCGGUGCAGGCUUAACGUUUUUACAUUCUGAUUUCUUUUUUUUAACUGGAAUAGUGAGUAACAAGGAUCCAAACUUAAUUAGUUCAAUCGCAGUUUUUACAGAUCUUCAGCCACACAUCGAGUGGGUUCGUGCACUUUAUAACAAAUAUACUUCUUAUGCAAGUGACAGUAUAUAGGUAUAAGUCUAAUAAAAUGUUAGCUUAAUAAAUAUUAUUUACUUUACGUGUAAUUAAAGUCAAUAUUUAUAUGAAAAGAUUUUUACUUUUGUGUAACAAUUUUUAACAGUUCAUGUACAAUUAUUUGUUUAAAUUGAACUUAAUGCGAAAUUAACAGUAGAUCAUAUAGGUACCUAACACUUAUUUUUCACUUGCACUUAUAAAGUUUGAAUAAUCUUUUGCCGAAAAAAUAUUUUAAAUUUUACUACUAAUUGAUUUAUAAUUAUAAUUAGGUAUUGUAAUUGAUUAUUAAAAUAAUUACUAUUAUUUUUAUUUAUUUUAAA